AUGAGGUACACGCCGGAGAUGAAGAAGUCGCCACCACAUGUGCUCAAGAAAUUUGCAGUGUGUGACAUCCCGCUGUAUGACAUCUGUGACUACAAUGUCUCCAGGGACCGCUGCAAGGAGCUGGGCUGCUGCUUCUACAAGGGUGUCUGCUACGAGAAGGCUGUUCCCAUUUAUGUGCAGAUCUUCUCUGCCUUGAUUGUCCUCAUCGCCGGGGCCUUCAUCAUCACCAUCAUCUACAGAGUGGUCCAGGAGAGCAGGAGGGAGAAGGAGGCUGCCACGGAGGUCGCCCCGGUGUCCGAGAGCAGUGAGAAGCCCGAGACGGUUCCAUCUUGGGGCGAGCCCGAGGCGCAGCCUAUGAUUCAGCCCCCUGACGCGGACGAAGACCAGAUCGAGAAAGCCGAGGCUGUGGCUGCAGCUUGGGCCGAAUGCUGUCCCUUGCCCCCGGGAGUGCUGAGCACCGUGACAGCCUCAGGGACUGAGGCCUCCACCAAGGACUGA
This is a messenger RNA of Ochotona curzoniae (black-lipped pika), 498 nucleotides long. RefSeq names its product testis expressed 29 (gene TEX29). The record is from RefSeq and is a predicted model, not a curated record. The transcript is spliced from 6 exons. Bases 1 to 498 code for a protein of 165 amino acids. Lineage: Eukaryota; Metazoa; Chordata; Mammalia; Lagomorpha; Ochotonidae.